Molecule: messenger RNA, 1497 nt
Organism: Linum tenue
Lineage: Eukaryota; Viridiplantae; Streptophyta; Magnoliopsida; Malpighiales; Linaceae
Source: the annotation of a GenBank genome assembly
AUGGAAUCAAAGCUGCUGAAUGUUGGUACCCAUGAAGCGGGAAACGAGUUUGAGUCUUCACUAAGGCAAGCUUUCAUGGAACUUGAACCCAGAUUAAGGCCCCCAUUUUCUAUAGCAAUCCCAACCCCGCAGGAGUAUUCCCAACUCAAUCAUGCUCUUCUUUACGGGGUCCUAACUGAACCACAGUUUGCCAAGAUUCAUGUUAAGCAUCUUCAUGGCUUGGUCUCCGAUGGGUAUGCCCUUUUUGUUAGUUUGACUCUUAGGGUUGUGCUUGAGUUGUACAACAAGCUAGUUGAUUCUGUGAAGCAGCAGUUGAUUUGGGCUGUUAACGAAAUCGUUGGUGUUUUCGGGGUUGGGUUUGAUGGUUUGCUGGUGGGUUUGUUGAGGCACACUGUCGGCUGUGAUUAUACUGAUAGGGGUUUAUGGUUGUGUUUUGAGCUUAUUAAUCUGUUAUUGACAAACUUCAUCUCUUUACUGGAACAAGAGCCCUCUGUGUUGACAAGUGCAUUGUAUGUGUAUCUUCGAUUGUUAGCCGAUCAUUGUAGAGUAUCAGGCAAUGUCCGAGUGGACUUCUUGAAGAAAUUGGAGAUUGAGUUCUGUGUGAAGAUGUUGAGGGAGCAGUUUCAUUUGAGUAUGAAGAUUGGGAGGGACCUAGUUAGGCUGCUUCAGGAUUUGGUUCAUGUCCCAGAGUUUCGCAAUAUAUGGAAGGAUUUAGUUCUGGAUCCAACUACAUUUGGAACUGAGGGGUUUUCAGAUGUUGGACAACUGUACUCUACUAGGACCUCAAGUAGGUACUUCUUGCUUCGAGUCACCCCAGAAAUGGAGCUUCAAUUGAGGUUCUUACUUGUUCAUGUCAAGUUUAGGCAUCUGAAGCGUUACCAAACGUGGUUUGCCAAGAAGUUCCUGUUUGAGCCGGAGAGGGAGACUCUUAUAGUUGACAUGAUUCGUUUCAUAUGCUGUGCUCAUCAUCCAUCUAACGAAAUUAUUCACUCUGAUAGUGUACCUAGAUGGGCAAUUAUAGGUUGGUUGCUAAGUAGUUUUAGAAAGAAGUAUGUUGAAGCCAAUGCAAAGUUGGCAUUAUUUUAUGACUGGCUUUACUUUGAUGAAAGAAUGGACAACAUAAUGAAUAUUGAGCCGGCAAUGCUUCUGAUGGUGUGUUCCAUGCCACAGUAUGUCGGCAUGACCCAAUCCCUUCUGGAGUUUUUGUUGCUUCUUGUGGACAACUAUGACCAGAUGCGUUCUUAUACAGUUGCUAAUGGUGUGUCGUUAGCCUUCAACAGUCUUGUCACUAAAGGGGUUAUAAACAAUGUGGAUACUCUGACAUCAUGUGACGCCCUUUCGCCUUUUCUGAAAGAGAGACUGAAGAAGUUAUUGUCAAGCACGAAUGAGACACUCCCUCAUCAGUUAUGUCCAAGCCGCCUGCCUCACUGUUCUGCAGAUGCUUCACAUUUGGAGACUCCUGCUUCAAACCCAAAACAUGAACCUGCAGGUGCUUGA